This is a messenger RNA of Folsomia candida, 791 nucleotides long. RefSeq names its product 39S ribosomal protein L13, mitochondrial (gene mRpL13). Gene Ontology annotation, molecular function: structural constituent of ribosome; mRNA binding. The record is from RefSeq and is a predicted model, not a curated record. The coding region runs from base 145 to 681 and encodes 178 amino acids. NCBI's taxonomy places the organism in Eukaryota, Metazoa, Arthropoda, Collembola, Entomobryomorpha, Isotomidae. The transcript is spliced from 3 exons. Gene Ontology annotation, biological process: translation; negative regulation of translation. Gene Ontology annotation, cellular component: mitochondrial large ribosomal subunit; ribosome.
AUUUAUGAUCAAUGUCCGUAGACCGGAUAGUACACACAAGACUCAACUCAACACACAAAUACUACUUGUAUUAGUUUUAAUUUUUAAUUAGUACCAGCUACAAGUCAACAUUUUUCUCAUUUGUGAUUUACUUCAGGUUUUAAAAUGUCUGCAGCCCAACGUGUUCAGCAAUGGCUGACAUUUAGCAGACAAUGGUGGUUAUUUGAUGCUAAAUGGCAAGAUCCAUUCAAGUCGGGUGUCACUAUUGCAAACUAUUUAAAAGGAACUCACAAACCAAUUUUCGGUGGAUCAACUGACACUGGCGAUCAUGUCGUCGUUAUUAAUAGUCAAGACAUAGCCAUGAAAGGGGAUGAUUGGUAUUACCGAGUAUAUUUUCACCACACGGGUUACCCAGGAGGUGCAACAUGGACGAAAGCUUAUGAAUUACAUCAAAAGGAUCCGACAAUGAUUCUUUGGAAGUCCGUCUAUAAAGUGCUAGGGAAUAAUUUGCAAAGACGUCCACGGAUGGCGAGACUACACAUUUUUAAAGAUGGACAAGUUUCUCCCCAGAUAUUGGAGAACGUUUCGAACCAAAUUAGACCAAUACAGAAAGUGCCCAAGCGUCUUGAUCAAUACGGAAAAGAAGAGAUUGACAAUUUCCCUAAACUCUGGGAAUAUCCAAAGGAUUAUGUAUUGAAAUAAUGCAAAUUAUAUUAUUAUUCGUUUAGUUAGUUAUAUUGUAGGAUUGAUUGUUUGGUCUGUACAAAGUUGCACCUGGCCAAAUAUGCAAUAAAGUGUUUUCUAUAAGGCGA